GUAACACCACGUGGAUGUCAAAAUAUCUAAACUAGAGCUCUUAAUGCUACAUAAAACCAACUACACAUGUUUUAUACAAUCAAAUUGUUUUGGAUACGGCACAAAUAAUGGAUUCCUCUGUAGCAACCUUCCAAAUCUUAGCCGAUAUACGUCAACUCGGAUGCAACAACGAAAGCCUGUGUGCAGCGGCCUAUCGGCUUUAUCUAUACUUAUGUGAAGAACGCUAUCUGUGGGACGUUCAGUACCAUUACUCAAAACAGCUGGACGUAAUCUAUCUGACAGCACGUAGACACAAGGACUACCCUAAAACGGAUGUCUACAUUCCGGUGCCUUCUUUUUCGGCCCUUUCUAUGAUUGACAUAGAGAGAUAUCAAGCGGAGUUGGCAAUUCCAGGUACGGACAACCACCGAUGCAUUGUACUGGCCUUCUGCGAUCCCAGUUCAUCGGUGUUACUGUAUCGGAUGACCGAUACCAUGAUGUCCCUAGCCGAUAAACCAAUGUCCAAGAAUAAGUUGAUCAAACAAAAAGAAGAGGCACAAUGUAGUAGUAAACCUGAUUGAAAAUGAACAAAAAGCUUUUCAUUUCGUUGUAAAUUAUCACCUCGAUGCUGUAUUUCGACCGAAGCGAAAUAUUUCGAUCGAAUGUGGAAUUUCCAUUCUUUAUGUCGAUCGAGUGAGGUUUUUGUAUACAAAUUUAGAUUGAAAUAUAGAAUACAAGUUUAUUAUCCGAUCGAACCUCAAAAUAUCGGUAUUAAGAUAAAUGAAGAUAAGUUAAAUGUACUGAAAGAUUAUCAAAUUAUUUUUAUUAGGUUUUGCACAGUAACUGGUUUCGUUAUUACAUUUUCUGGUCGACUGAAAUAUUAUUCACGAAAGCAUGAGCAAAAUCAGAAAGGCAUUCAUUUGAGGGAACUAAUGGCAGAACGCAAAAAAAUUCGAUACUCUU
Malaya genurostris is the source of this 942-nucleotide messenger RNA. RefSeq lists its product as uncharacterized. NCBI's taxonomy places the organism in Eukaryota, Metazoa, Arthropoda, Insecta, Diptera, Culicidae. Gene Ontology annotation, molecular function: nucleic acid binding. Bases 108 to 560 code for a protein of 150 amino acids. The record is from RefSeq and is a predicted model, not a curated record. Gene Ontology annotation, biological process: tRNA splicing, via endonucleolytic cleavage and ligation. The transcript has 3 exons.